AUGUGGGGAUAUUUGAGAGGAGGGCGUGGGCCAUCUGAGGCCCGAUGGCGGCCGUGGGGAGAAUGCCGGCCAGUUGCGUUAAUUUCAUUUAGAAGCGGAACCCCCGAGACUCGUCCAUUAUUCGAUAAUCAUUUUCCCGUCGCGAUCGCCGGCAUGACAUCGAUGGGACAAAGAAUAGUGGCGUGGGAUGUUCAAGAGAGCGUUCACUUCAUUCGCUACAAAAGAAGGGAUAAUCAACUGGUGGUCUUCUGCGAUGACACAACACCGAGAUAUGUAACAUCAUUGACGAUGCUCGACUAUCAAUCUGUGGCCAUUGGAGACAAAUUUGGAAGUAUUGCCAUCCUUCGUCUGCCACAGCGAGUCAAUGAGGAUGUGCAUGAGGAUCCACUUGGAACAAGAGCUCUUUGGGAAAGGGGAUAUUUGAAUGGAGCAAGUCAAAAGGCCGAUUUGCAAGCAGUAUUCUACGUUGGAGACUUGAUCACUACGUUGCAAAAAACGUCCCUGGUGCCGGGAGCCGGUGAAGCGCUCGUCUACUCCACAAUUGGCGGGCAAAUUGGAAUGCUUGUUCCAUUCAUGAGUCGCGAGGAACACGAUCUCCUGCAAAAUCUUGAAAUGCACAUGCGUGUUGAAUUCCCGCCACUUUGCGGCCGUGACCACCUAGCUUUCCGUUCAUACUAUCAUCCAUGCAAGUCUGUAAUUGAUGGUGAUCUUUGUGAACAAUUCUCAUUGAUGGAUGCUACUAAACAAAAAACGGUGGCUGCGGAGUUGGGAAAGAAACCAAAUGAGCUACUGAAGAAACUUGAGGAUAUUCGAACACGUUUUGCUUUC
This is a messenger RNA of Mesorhabditis belari, 828 nucleotides long. NCBI's taxonomy places the organism in Eukaryota, Metazoa, Nematoda, Chromadorea, Rhabditida, Rhabditidae. The record is from the annotation of a GenBank genome assembly.